Molecule: messenger RNA, 1689 nt
Organism: Striga hermonthica
Lineage: Eukaryota; Viridiplantae; Streptophyta; Magnoliopsida; Lamiales; Orobanchaceae
Source: the annotation of a GenBank genome assembly
AUGAGCUCCUCCGACAGUGAAGUUGAAGCGGCGAACGAAGGAAGCUCCGACGGCAACGGCAAUGCUAAAGCUUUCUUUGAUGUCUACGGUCCAGAGGCGAGGGCAGAGAUUGUUUUUAAGCAGCCAGAAGCAAACUCGACUUUGAAUUUGCAUGAUGUCCAAGGGCUCGCUACCUGGGUGCUUGCAGAAGGUUAUAUGCCGUCAUGGGUGUUUAUUAAAAACAAGCCAUUGAUUCCCAAAGUUGUCAUGCUUUAUAUCCCUGGUCUGGAUGCUGCGCUGUAUUUGUCACAGUCUAAGCUGUUAAAAGGUUUUAAAGACUGCUGUGGUGUCCCUAGGGCCGUAUUAGCUCUCAGCUGCGUAUCAGAUGGAAUGCAGACUGUAGAUGCUCUUCUUACUUGCAAAGUAAAAAGAAAAAGGGAUGAAGCAGAACUUAUUCAAAAGAAAGCUGCUCAGACAGCUUAUCGAGGUAUUGCAUCUGGUGCAGAUGUAUUGAAAAAUUUGCCAUUCCCAAUGACCUACUAUACUCUGACCGCUAAGGAAUUGGAAGACAAUGGAUAUUGUUGUAAUAAUCCAGAAUUUCGUUCAACACUUCCUGCACCUUCUGGUACUCCAGUUCAUGAGAUUUUGGCACUGGACUGUGAGAUGUGCAUUACAGGUAAAGGGUUUGAGCUUACAAGAAUUACACUUGUGGAUAUUGCCGGACAGGUAUUGUUGGAUAAACUUGUUAAACCAGCAAACGCUAUCACCGACUACAACACAAGAUAUAGCGGGAUUACACACGUGAUGCUGGAAGGGGUGACCACAACUCUUGAAGAUGUUCAAGAAGAUUUUCUUCAGCUAGUUCACAAAGAGACCAUCCUCGUUGGACAUUCAUUAGAAAAUGAUUUGCUUGCCUUAAAGAUUUGUCAUGAUUUGGUGAUUGAUACCGCCGUAUUGUAUAAGCACCCUCAUGGUAAAUCUUAUAAAACAGCUUUACGUGUGUUGACGAGAAGAUUUCUUUUGAGAGAGAUACAAGGCUCUGGAAAUGGACACGAUAGUGUUGAAGAUGCAAGAGCUACAAUGGAGCUUGCUCUGCUAAAAAUAAAAAACGGUCCUGCUUUCGGUUUGCCAUCGACGUUUAUAAGGAAGAAACUUUUGACUUUGUUAAGUGAAUCUGGAAAAACGUCAUCUUUAAUCGAUAAUAUUUCUAUAGUGAAGCGAUAUGCCUCCGAAUUGUCAAAUUCAAUUCCAGUUUCGUCGGAUGAUGAAGCUCUUUUGAAAGCGAAAAAGGAGGCCAAAAAUGAGAGGGUGCAUUUUGUUUGGACCCAGUUCACGGAAUUAUAUUCUUAUUUCAUGAAACAAGCAAACAAUGAGGAUAAUUUAAACGUGAAAUUAGCAGAGAUGAUCUCGUUGCUUACGUGUAACAAUUCUACAAGUAGAAAAAAGAUUGCUUACAACAUCACAUCAGAACUGAAAGACAUUCUUAGUCGGGUGGACAAAAGAGUCAAGAGCCUGCAUUCGAGUCUACCGUGCAAUUCCAUGCUCGUGAUCUGCACGGGCCAUGGAGACACCGCAAUCGUACAAAAAUUACGGAAAAUGCUUUCGGAGCAAAGGGAAACUGCAGUUAGCCGGGAGAAGAUAGUGAAAGUGCUGGAAGAGUUGCAGGCUCAAGCUGAAGUUGGCUUGUGUUUUGUUGGCAUCAAACACUAA